AUGAAGCUUCCUAUUUUCAACCGCUCUCAAAUCGAGCAUGAGCACACAGACAAGCCGACCAAGUCUAAGGGCUACGUUGUCUUCUUUCGAAAAUGGCCUCGCCUGGCAAGAAAGGCAACAUGGUGGUUAAUGCCUUUUGAGUUGAUGGGCACUGUAGCUGCUCUAGUCAUCUUCGGCAUCUCUCAGCCUGAUCUGUAUCGUACCGACAUGUGGCAAAUUGGCUGGCAGCACGACCCUCCUCUCAACUCGAACCCGGCCAUGAUUCUCUACGCUUACGCCAAUCAUCGACCUCUGCCAAAGGUUGCUCUUGUGUGGACACGAACCUUUACCAAUUUCAACGUUGCUAUUUCGGUCAUCUCGCUCUUCUUCUUGCUCGGGAAGCUUACAGCUUUCAUCAUGAGAUGCUGGUACCCAAUCUUUGCUACCUUCAUCAAUGUCUGCAUGGUCGCUCUCUAUACUGUCUGUGUCUAUGGAACCAUUGGACCAGACUACGUCGACUCGCGAUAUCCCGCGCCCGUAGCUUGGUACUAUCGAAUUGGAUGCGAUAUUGCUAAGCCAUAUGGAAAGUACAAGAGUUGUAUGAUUGCCAAGUACUCACUUGUCAUCGCAGUCUACAUGCUUGCGCUUUAUCUCUGUAACCUGGGCUGCUGCAUCUACGCCAUGCUUCCCAACAAGAUAAACGACAUUUCAGACGAAGACGAAGAGGAGGAGGGAUCCACAACUUCGGAACCGAAGGACCGAGGCGUCUGGGAAAUGCACAACAUGAAGACCCCCAGUAUUCGAUCGAUGCCAUACACUCCCCGAACGCAGGCUUUCCACACUCUGGAUCGCCAACUGCCCCUGCGAUCUCAACAGCAGAGGUUCGGAUAG
Fusarium sp. VM40 is the source of this 870-nucleotide messenger RNA. The record is from the annotation of a GenBank genome assembly. NCBI's taxonomy places the organism in Eukaryota, Fungi, Ascomycota, Sordariomycetes, Hypocreales, Nectriaceae.